UGUUUUAGGCAGCCAGAAGUUUGUUUAGUCGUAGGUUAUUCAUUUAUUGCAAUUCUAAGGAAAUUGUGUAUGUAAAAUCUCGUUUGGUGAUCCAUAGUCUAUGGUAUUCCCUCGUAAACUACAAAAUAUGAAGACAGGAUAGGUAUAACACUCUUUGACAUGAAGUUAUGAAUAUACGAAUACGCACAUGCGCGAAUCGUUCAAAACCUGAACUUUUAAAUUGUUGCUUUGAAAAAGCGGGAGAGGUUACGUUUUUUUCAAAUCAUAUUAUUGAUUGUGUAAAUUAUAUGAAUUUUUUCAUUGCAGAGAAUUUUGUUAAUAUAUCGUAAUAAUAAUAAAUUAAUAAUAAUAAUAAUGAGUAAAAAAUUAAAGCUUGAUCUUUUGAAAACGCCAAGAUCUUUACGAUCUGGAAAUAAAGCUACUAUUACAGAUUCGUCAUCUACAUCAUCAAAGUAUUUUGAUAAUGAAAAUACAUUGCCAAAGAAAAUAGAGAAGAAAAAGCGGUCUCCUAUAAAAAUAGAAUAUGAAGACACAGAAAAUGUUGACAUACAAAGUAAUGACAUCAAACUGGAAGAUGUAAAACAUGAAAUUAUUAAAAAGGAAAAUACACAGGAAGUUGACGUACAAAGUAAUGACAUCAAACUGGAAGAUGUAAAACAUGAAAUUAUUAAAAAGGAAAGUACACAGGAAGAAAAUAUUUGGAUGCCACAAAAUUGGGAAAUUGUUUUGAAUAAUGUCAAAGAAAUGCGAAAACACAGAACUGCACCUGUAGAUGAAAUGGGUUGUCAUAAGUGCGCUGAUCCUAAAGCUUCUGCUAAAGUUAUUAGAUUUCAAUCGUUAGUAGCACUGAUGCUUAGUAGCCAAACCAAAGAUCAAGUUACUCAUGCAGCCAUGCAGAGAUUGAAUGCUUAUGGCUGUACUCCAGAAAUGCUAAGAGAUACUCCUGAUGAUGUUCUUGGGAAAUUGAUAUAUCCAGUUGGAUUUUGGAAGAGAAAAGUAAUAUAUAUUAAAAAAACAGCAGGUAUUUUAAUUGAUAAAUACGAUAGUGAUAUUCCUAGAACAUUAAAGGAAUUGUGUGAGUUACCUGGGGUUGGACCAAAAAUGAGUCAUAUUUGUAUGCAAAUAGCAUGGGGUGAAGUUUCUGGCAUUGGCGUGGAUACACACGUACAUCGUAUUUGUAAUAGAAUGGGUUGGGUUAAAAAACCAACAAAGACACCAGAACAAACAAGAACUGCAGUAGAAGAAUGGCUACCAAAAAAUCUUUGGAGCGAGGUAAAUCAUCUACUUGUAGGAUUUGGCCAAGAAAUUUGCUUACCAAGAUUUCCUAAAUGUAAUGAGUGUCUGAAUAGAAAUAUAUGUCCAUUUAGUACAAAAAAUAAAAUAAAAGACACGUAAUUUAUGCAAAUUGUUUAUUACAAACUGUAUUUAUUUAU
Megachile rotundata (alfalfa leafcutting bee) is the source of this 1433-nucleotide messenger RNA. It is a transcript of the gene Nthl1, whose product is annotated as Nth-like DNA glycosylase 1. Gene Ontology annotation, molecular function: oxidized pyrimidine nucleobase lesion DNA N-glycosylase activity; DNA binding; DNA-(apurinic or apyrimidinic site) endonuclease activity. NCBI's taxonomy places the organism in Eukaryota, Metazoa, Arthropoda, Insecta, Hymenoptera, Megachilidae. Gene Ontology annotation, cellular component: nucleus. Gene Ontology annotation, biological process: base-excision repair, AP site formation; base-excision repair; nucleotide-excision repair. The record is from RefSeq and is a predicted model, not a curated record.